This is a messenger RNA of Mesorhabditis spiculigera, 429 nucleotides long. Lineage: Eukaryota; Metazoa; Nematoda; Chromadorea; Rhabditida; Rhabditidae. The record is from the annotation of a GenBank genome assembly.
AUGCUCAAGAUUGUCGCUGUUCUUUGCUGCUUGGCGGUUUUUGUGGCUGCCGAGAAGGGUGAGCAUCAUCAUCGUCACGAAUGGCUCGACAAAUUCGUCGCCAACCUCCCCGAAGACCAACGCAAACAGGUUGAGGCCAUCCGCAGCAGCACGACUGACCGCAAGGAACGCCGCGAGAAGCUCCACAAAUUCUUCGAAUCCCUGCCCGCUGACCAGCGCCCCCAUUUCCCGGUUCCCAAGUUUAUUGAGAAGCUCCCGGCUGAUGUUCAGGAAAAAGUGAAGGCUGUGCGUGAGGAUAAGGCCCUCCCUCCUCGCGAUCGUUUCAAGAAGAUCCGGGAAAUCCUUGAUGCUCUCCCCGAAGAACAGAAGAAGCUCAUCCCUAAGCGUGGACCAUUCAAACACGGACACGUCGACAGCAGCGAGGAGAAC